Molecule: messenger RNA, 527 nt
Organism: Durusdinium trenchii
Lineage: Eukaryota; Dinophyceae; Suessiales; Symbiodiniaceae
Source: the annotation of a GenBank genome assembly
GCACGAGCUAAGGAGCUCAACGUGCAGGCAGAUGUGAUGCAGGGUUUGGAAGGCAAUGGGUUCGGCGCCCUCAGCACGCUUGCCUUCUGUUGCCAGAGCUCGCCUGGUCAGAACAUCACCGAUGAUCAGUUGCAGGAUUUUCUCAAUAACCUUGGUUUGACCCGGGUGCCCUUGGCCCAGCUUGCCAUUUUGAAGCGGCUCAUUUUUGAGGCCCACACUUUGAUCAUUCACAGCUUGAAGGACAAGGUUGAGGCAACAGACCAGGCACCAGUGCGAAAGCUCAAUGCUGCUGAGCAAGACGAUCGUAUUACCAAGCAAGCGGCCCGUUUGGCUGGUGUUCGCAUGAAGGGUGAAUUGGAAGUGGCACACUGCGUGAUCGACGCUGUCAAUCAUCAGCUUGAGCAGCGCCAGCUCAAGUAUCUUGCUCCUCACAAACGCAUUAAACGGGAGACUGAGCUGACCGGCUCGAAACCGCAGCAGCGGAUCUUCUUGGACAACGGUUCAUUGGCAGUCAAGGACCAGGAACU